AUGCAACCAGAGCCUUCUGCGGUACUCCCAAAGCCCACAGAAAGCAGCAACGACGACGACACAACCAUCCCCACCCAACAUGGACGCGAGCACAACGCAGCAGUCCCCGCGACUCCAGCAGACGAUGUUGGAGCAGGGUCGGGGACACCUGCACUCAGCGCGGAAGAGCAGAUCGCCGCAGACGCCGCGCUUGCCGCUUCACUGCAGGACGGCGGCGGGCGUGCUGAGACGGCCAGAAGACUGAGCCCGGAUCGCACGCCCUCGCCGCCAUCGAAUAGUAUUGGAUACAACAGGAUUACAGAGUAUGAGAACGCCUCUACGCCACCGGUUAGAAAGAAAGAGGGACCUGGAUUCGAGGUCUUGAAGAAGGCUAGAAGUCCUAGUGACACAAGGUCGCCUGUGCUGGAGUUGCCGAACGAGGUCUUGAUACAUGCCUUAGCUCACUUGACUCCAUCCGAUCUCACUUCUGUCUCCUUGGUCUCGAAGCGCUUUCACGAUCUGGUCAUCGGACCUCAAGCAUGGAGAAGCGCGUUCGCGCAUUAUUUCCCAGGCUCUGAGUCGCUGAAUCUUUGGGCCGACGAUGACGACCACGAGAAGCAGGCCGUGGUCCGCUCAGAGAGACGCGCUUUUACGCGUUUGACUGCGCUUGCUUCCUGGCGGAGCGAGUACAUUGUGCGUACCCGCCUACUGCGCUCCCUGGUUCGUGGUAAACCGGUCCAAGCCAUCGCAUCUCCGAGCUCUGCACGCGCAGGCCAUGCUCACACAGCUGUGCCCAUCGUCAUGUACAACUCGCAGCUCUUCACGACUAUCAAUCAUCUACACGCCACUUUUGGCAAUGGGCUGAACAAACGUCCGCCGCGCUUCAUCCACGGAGCUGACGAUCAAGGUACCGCGACUAGCAGUGACCCGACAGCCGCCAAGGUCGACCAUUGGGGUCUGUCUGACCCACAGCUCUUUCUUCAAUUCUCGGAGCGCUUUCCUGGUGAUGCUCAGUAUGGUCUUGGACCUGGCGAGGUCGUUGGUGUGCCAAAUGUCAUGGACGUCAGCCAGGCGUACGGCAUGGUACACGGCGAAGGUUCUCCCGGUGGCAUGGUCUACUAUCGCUCCACCGAGGAAAUGCGUGGUCGUUUCUUACUCUUCUCUUCUGCAAUGUCCACGCCCGACCUCGGCAUACCCCGGAUCUCGUCUACAACUGAGGCCAUGACUGCGAUCUGGAUGGCCAAGUCUGCCGCCAUACCCUCUGUCAGCGAUGGCCUUGUCGGCAUGCUCUCUGGCUCUUCACUGGGUGUUCUUACUGCAUACAGUCUGGGGACUUCAACCACCAGCAAUCGCGACCAGCGCUUUGCACGCGGCGAGAUGACUGCUCGGUGGGUCCUCAGCCCCGGCGUUCCGCUAAUCGCCAUCGCCGUCGACAAUGAGUACAGCAUCAAGCGCUAUGCUCAGAACCGCACCUGGGCAGUGGUUCUCGACGCUCUCGGCGAGGUCUUCUACCUCACCAAGUUCCCGAAGAGACCGCCGAUCGAGCGUGGCACCAAGCUUGACGACGAAGGUAUUGAGCGCUACGCUUGGCUCACUGGACGAAGCGUCUACUGGAACGUUGUUGAGCCAAGCCGUCGCACUGCAAAGCCAGACCCAUAUGCGGAGUCUUCUGUCGAUGGAAGCUAUUCGCCUCGCACAUCCUGGAACGGCAUGUGCUUGAGCAAGGAGCAAAUCCAGGCCGAGACUCGCGAAAUCGAGGCGUUCGCCGCUCGGAAACCGAGAGAUUUCCAGAAGCUGUGCCAUGGCUGGGACAUGCGACGCCGGAUGGUAGUGGACUUCGCCGGUGAUGACAAUAACAACGCUGGCGAGAAUGUCGUGGUCUUCGACUGUGGUCUGGAAGAGGACAGCACCGCAGCCGUCAAGCGAUACUCUCGUUGCCGUUUCCAGGAGCGGUCAGGCUACGAUGCCGCUUCAACGCCACCACUGACCACUGGCAGCACGCAGUCAUCUACACCGCCGUCAAUGUUUGGUGGAGGGUCUCCAGUAACUGCUCCGUUACAGUCAUUCUCAUUCGAUGGCCUGGAAGAGUCGCUUUCUCAAGAAGACCUCGCUGGUUCCCUCACCCCAAGGCCUAUGGUCGAAGAAUGGCGGACAUCUCACAUGAGCUUCGGCGACCUCAAAGGCGUAGAGAUCCUGGCUACAAGCAUCGACUUCUCCACUUUUGCGACGCAAACAAUAUCUGAAGAUCCGUUGCUAAGCUUUACUGGUCGAUCAACUGCGUCUUCGCCCUCGCUCACGCCACUUUCGCCCACGGAGUCUUUCGCCAGCCCCGCCGACAUGCCAGGCCAGCGCGCUCGUCUCUUUGCUGCUGGCACUGCGACUGGGAGUGUUGUGAUCUGGAACAUGCGGGCGCCGGUGGCGAGGUCCGGGGAUACCGCGAACACUGUCGAGCCAGUCCGCAUCAUCUACACGGACUCGCCUCAGAUUUCGUGCCUGGGUCUUUCUGCCUUGUACCUCGUUCACGGUGGCAAUGACGGUCUGGUGCAGGCCUGGGAUCUACUCGCCUCGAACAUGCAGCCUGUUCGGACGCUCAACUCCCGCUUCUCAUCUCGCGCUCGACGCAGGCUCGUGCAAGCUCAAGCCUCUCCACAGGGUGUUGGCAUCAAUCUGUUUGCGGCCGGCGCAAUUUGCCUUGAUCCCGACCCGACUGUGCUUCGCGGCAUGGUCUCUCUCGGUACCCAUCUGCGCUACUGGUCCUACAGCUCCUCUGCCGCCGACCAGUACAAGUCGAACAAGCGCCGUCUCCGUCGCUCAGAGCGAGGCAGCAACAACGGCGGCGAGCGUUUUUCCGGCGCCACCCGCAGCAACCUGAAAGACUACAUCGCCAACGAGCGCUUCGAGCUCGAUCGCGAGAAGCAGGAGAAGAAGAAGCAAUCGCAGCGCUUCGCUGGUCGCUUCGGCACUCAGCUUCUUGAUGGCAGCGAAGAAGAGAUGCUUGCCUACGCCGCUUUGCUAAGCCAGGAAUCCCUCGAGCAGGAAACUCUUCGGCGCUCCUCCGACCCCAGUACAGCAGUCAGCAGCACCUCUGCCACUGGCAAAGUCACGCCAACCAACAGCACCUCUCCUGUCCAGUCCACUCCCAAGACGGACGAUGAGCUCGAUGCAGAUAUGGCCGAAGCCAUUCGCCAAAGUCUGGCCUCUUCCCCUGGCAGUGCACCUGCUUUCGAGAUUCCGAUGAAGCAGGCGAAACCCAAAGGCAAGAAGUCUGGUUCAGCUCGCCAAUCGCCGAAGUCUUCGCCGCCGCUUGCUGCGGGCUCGAGUAAAGCAGACGAAGUAGGGGACUUAGAUUUUGCGAUUCAGCUUAGUCUGGCCGAGGAGCAGAGUCGACAGGACGCAGAGGCUGCUGGGCAGCAGGGCGAGUAUCCGGCGCUCGAAGGGAAGGUGGGUGAGGCUGGUGGGAAGGGGAAAGGGAGAGCUGGGUGA
Saxophila tyrrhenica is the source of this 3462-nucleotide messenger RNA. RefSeq lists its product as uncharacterized. NCBI's taxonomy places the organism in Eukaryota, Fungi, Ascomycota, Dothideomycetes, Mycosphaerellales, Extremaceae. Gene Ontology annotation, cellular component: proteasome regulatory particle, base subcomplex; cytosol; nucleus. Gene Ontology annotation, biological process: proteasome-mediated ubiquitin-dependent protein catabolic process. The transcript is spliced from 2 exons. Bases 1 to 3462 code for a protein of 1153 amino acids. The record is from RefSeq and is a predicted model, not a curated record. Gene Ontology annotation, molecular function: polyubiquitin modification-dependent protein binding.